AUGUCUCCUCCUUCAAACGAAUCAACAUCUUCUUCUCCGUCUAUGAAGAAUGAGAAAGAUGGUUCAACGACCCAGAAAGAAACUUCAUAUAAUCAAUCCAAUUUCACUCGACAAACGAAUGCCAUAAAGGAUUUAUUUAGUAUACCGAGACCGAUUAAGAAAUUAUUCGAUAAAGUACCUGUUCUCACAUAUCCACCAAACGAAUUACCACAAAGAAGUACUGGGGCAAAAGGCAGUAGAGGUGAUAAAUAUGCUAGGUUACCUAGUUUAUAUAUCUUUUGUAGAGAGGGUGAUGAGGGGGUGGAUGGGGAUAGACCGAGUUUUAAUCCGGGGUGUUUAAAAUGGCAGACAUUCCUAAAACUCGCAGGAGUAGAUCAUAAAAUCGUCUCCUCGAAUAAUCACGCUUCACCUACUGGCGUUCUACCUUUCCUCUUACCAGGCAUCAAAUCCAAUGGGUCACAAGAUAAAGAUGAUUAUUUACCAAUAUCAAGUAAUGGAUUGGUGAAAUAUGCAAGGGAACAAGGGAAGAAACUCCACGAACCAAAGAGUAGGAAACUGGAAGCUUAUCAAGCUUUAGUCGAUCAUAACAUACGAAAUGCCUGGCUCCACACCCUCUAUCUAACCCCUUCAAAUUUCACCACCAUCGCCACAACCCUCUACAUAAAUACAACUUCUUCCUCCCCGCUAGUCCGUCUCUAUACAUCCCACCAACUGCGUUCUGCAGCCGAAUCAGAGUUGCGGAAGAGUGCGCAAGUCCUGGAUGUGGAUAUGAUCUAUAGGGAGGCGGAGAGAGCGUGGGAGGCUUUGAGUCAAUUGCUGGGGGAGGAGAAGUGGUUUGGGGGGGAGGGACCUGUGAUUUUUGAUGCGGGUGUUUUUGCGUAUACGUGGUUGGUGGGGGAUGAGGGGUUGGGGUGGGGGGAGGGGGAUAUGAGGUUAGGGGAGGGAAUGGGGAGGUGGGGGAAUUUGGUGAGGCAUAGGGAGAGGGUUUUUAGGAAGUGUUGGGGUGAGGGAGAGGAAGAGGGGGUGUUGGCUUGA
Sclerotinia borealis F-4128 is the source of this 1035-nucleotide messenger RNA. Lineage: Eukaryota; Fungi; Ascomycota; Leotiomycetes; Helotiales; Sclerotiniaceae. The record is from the annotation of a GenBank genome assembly.